UACAAUGAGAUAAAACUUUCAUCAUUUUGAAGAAGGCUGCUCUAACCAAUCCACACCAACUGUUAUUCUCUCCUCCAACAGCAUGGAUCGCAAGUUAAUAGAUUCGCUGGGGAAGGAGGGAUUCCCGAAAAAGCGCGAAAUUGCCGUCGUCAGCUCACCGUCGGUCGAAUCCGAAACGGAUGAGCAUCUACUGGACGAAGCGAUUGCGGCAGGGAUCACGGGCAAAGGUCAGCAAGUGCGUGGCGACCAGACCGGUCCAGCGAGGCAGCCCGAAACGGACAUGUUCGGUGGUGGAGCAGCUCGCGAUGAGCUGGCGGGCAUACAGUUCAAGAUCGGCGAGAAGGUGACGAGCGUUUAUUGCGACUCCGCCCUCAAGCUGGAACCCAUGCUGCAGGACGAGUGGCAGCUGCAGCUAGUGAACGCGGAGUGCAACCUGGACAGCGUGGAACCGCCGUCGAUUUUGUACCAGAUGUCGAUGCAACCCGUACCGCGCAAUGAACCGGUGGUGAGCACGCUGAACGCCGACUGUCUGCCACCGAUCAGCGAGCAAACGGCCACAGCGGGCGGUAGACCGGUGGCGAUGGCGAACGCCACUCCAAGAAAGCAGCUCGCCAUGCACGCGAUCAACAAUAAAACGCGAUUGGAAGAUUUGAAGGGGAAAACCAACAAACAUCCGGAGCCCAAAAGCCCCAAGAAGGAUCCAGCCCGCGCGAAGAUUGCGAAACCGGUCGUCGAGAGCGUGGCGAAGGUGGCACGGGGCCGUCCAGCGGCGCCAGUCGUCACCGGACGACCCAGCUCCGCCACGAAGAGUCCCACCCAUCGGCCGUCGCCGAAACGGUUCGCUUCGGUGUACGGUCCGCGGGUGACGCCGAAGCCCGUCAAAAAGGCGCCCGCCGAAGCAGCAGCAGCAGCAGCAGUUGCUGUUAGCAAACCGGCUGCCAAAUCAACCACCGUCACGCUGGUGCGCCAGGGCACGUUCGUGCUGGAAAAGCCGACGCUCUCGGUGCACGUGCCGAAGGUGCUAACCGAUCCGGCACCGGCGGCCGGCCCGGAGCGCAGACUGUCCGCGGGCGGCGCUGGCAAACCGGGCCUAUCGAAGAUACCGCUGCCGAGGGGGCUGAAGGAGUGGGCCGACGUCAAGCCGUUGCACUCGCCGGCCAGGGUGAGCCGCAUUCCCCUUCCAAAGCGUACCCCACUGGGGAAAGAGUCUUCCCGCUCCGUGCUGCACAAGUAGGCGGGCGAUGCGCACCGUGUCGCUGACAGCAAACAAACGCUCACGCCUAGUGGUAGUAGUUUAAUGCAUUACAUGUUAUCGCUUAGCUUAUGGAAUUCUUGCAAUAAUCAUUACUUGAUGCGAACCAAUAUUCUAGUCCGUUUGAUCGAUUUUAUUCCGCGCGUCCAAAUGCCAUCCAGUGAAUGAAUGAA
Anopheles arabiensis is the source of this 1425-nucleotide messenger RNA. RefSeq lists its product as uncharacterized. NCBI's taxonomy places the organism in Eukaryota, Metazoa, Arthropoda, Insecta, Diptera, Culicidae. Gene Ontology annotation, biological process: regulation of cell differentiation; cell fate specification; nervous system development. The transcript has 3 exons. Gene Ontology annotation, molecular function: microtubule binding; gamma-catenin binding; beta-catenin binding. Bases 83 to 1234 code for a protein of 383 amino acids. The record is from RefSeq and is a predicted model, not a curated record. Gene Ontology annotation, cellular component: cytoplasmic microtubule; beta-catenin destruction complex; catenin complex.